Messenger RNA from Hymenoscyphus albidus, 4556 nucleotides. NCBI's taxonomy places the organism in Eukaryota, Fungi, Ascomycota, Leotiomycetes, Helotiales, Helotiaceae. The record is from the annotation of a GenBank genome assembly.
GCAAUUUUAGACGGAAGCCCCAAUAUGCAUUAGACUGCAGUGAAGUAUGGGGAAAACAAUGACAGCUCUGACCACGGUGUAAAGCUUGAUAUUGGUGAUAGGCUGCUAUUGGACCCCGGGUCAGAUGCCGGAUCUUUAUCAAUACUAGGUGCUUCCUCUCACUUAACGAGCCUCUCCUCUUCAUCAAAUACUCACGCCUUUCCAGUGAUCUCCUUUCUGACUUUCCAAAAUUAAGGUACACGGUACACGGUACACCGAUCUAAGCUGGUCACCGAGAGGUUUUUGGAUUCCUUCUUUUGGACUCAUACAUAUCCGGUUACACGCCUACGUACCCCAUCACCUAACGGGCUUAAUACCCCGCGCCUCUGAAUGACAACAAUCGACGAGAUGGACGAAUUCUUCAACUUUGAGGACGCUGCUCAGACCAACUCCAUGGAACUGCCUGCAGAUAUUGACUUCGCUACUAUUGAUUUUACAGCUGGUCCUUACAAUCCUAACCUGGUUUUCGCCCAAGAAGAAAAUGACGAGGACUCAUUCACGUGCCUCCAGCACUUCUCCCCGCCCGGUGGACCUGGUUCAAGUUUACUCAUAGAUCCUCAAGAUGGUUCUGUACUUAAUACUGCGAUGAUGGGCCCUACCGAGUUCACGGAUUUUCCGAGAUGGAUUGAUGGAAUGAACGUCCCCUUGAAUCCUUGUGAAUAUUGCCGACGCAUGAAGAUUCAUUGCAAGGUUAUCCGGGAAGGUGUUCGUAAGGGUUCUUGUACAAGCUGUGUUGCCUUGGCUCGUACUUGUUCUUUAAAUCAUCCCACUCGACAACUCGAAAGGCCUCGAGAUACAAGAAGAGACUAUCCUUUGCUAUAUCCCGAAAAUACCAUCACAAACGAUGAUGAAUCGAAUGAUAUCGACAUUCCAACGCAACAAUCGUACACCAAGAAGAGAAUACCCUGUGAAGGUGAUGAAGAUGGUAUCUUUCCUACCGGCCCUGUUUCCAUGAACCGAUAUUGUGAUUUUGCUGCUAAAAACAUGUUGCUGGACACGACGGUCGGUAACGAUAAUACUAGACCUGCACAGAAUUGGGGUUCAUUGAGAUCUCCACUGGAUUCCCCAAUUGGGUCCUCAUAUAGCAGGCCGGCAUCGCAGCUAGGAAGCAAGAGAAACUCUGAAGAAGAUCUCACGAAAGAUGCUGGCGAGGGGACUGCGAAAAUUGGUGCUCGUUUCUCCAGAGAGUCCGUUCGUAUUCUACGCAGCUGGUUGUCAACUCAUCAUCGCCAUCCAUACCCCACGGAGGAGGAGAAAGAAAGUCUUCAGAGGCAAACUGGACUCAACAAGACUCAAAUCACAAACUGGCUUGCCAAUGCUCGUCGUAGAGGGAAAGUUCGCGCCCCGCGAUCAACGUCACCCAGUGUCAAGAAUUAUCCAAAUGGUAUUGAUAUACCUAGAAAGUCAUCACCAGCGAUGGAAGAGAUGAACCCCUUAGAACGUUGGAAAAACUCUCCUCCUGAGCACGAACCUGCUUCAGUCACUGCUAUUGCAAAAGCGGUUACUUCAUCAACGUUUUCAUCCGAUCGCAGUCUAAGUCCUCAUUUCAGCUAUGGUAAUACAGAGGAUGGAUCUGGUCGGUCGAUUUGCCGAGAGUCUUCCGCCAGCAGUUUGGGUACUUCUCAAUCUAGCGCAGGCUCAUUCGCUUCCGCAUUUUCGCAUAAGUCAAGAGCAUCCUGGGGAUCAUUCGGAUCGUUUGGCAAAGGCCAGAGGCGACGUCGGCGUCGUCAGACACCGAAAGAAGUCAAAGUCCCCAAACCUAGUGGCCCGGUAAGAACGUUUCAAUGUACAUUUUGCACAGAGACGUUCAAAACCAAACACGAUUGGCAGAGACACGAGAAAUCACUGCAUCUAUCGCUGGAGAGAUGGGUAUGCUCACCGGAUGGGCCAAAUCUGUACUGUCUUGAGUAUGAUCGGAAUCGCUGUGUCUUUUGUGGUCUUUCAAAUCCCCCGAAUGGACACGCCGAAUCACACAACUAUUCUGGCUGUGCAGAUAGAUCACUGGAGGAAAGGACUUUCUACAGGAAAGACCAUCUCAGACAGCAUCUCAACUUGGUUCAUGACGUGAAGUUUCAAACAUUCUCGAUGGAAACAUGGAAAGUCGCUACCCCUGAAAUUCGUUCGAGAUGUGGUUUCUGCGGUAUAGUGAUGGACUCCUGGAGUUUUAGAGUGGAUCACCUAGCAGAGCACUUCAAAGGAGGAAAGAGCAUGGCUGACUGGAAGGGAGACUGGGGAUUCGAAGCCCAAGUGCUGGAUAUUGUCGAAAAUGGAAUGCCACCAUGUAAGUGAUGUCUGCUCCCCUUCUCAAUAAUAUUUCUAACCAAUUAGAUCUUAUUCACGACGAACGAAACUCCCCUGAGCCAUUUUCAUCAAAACCGGACACUCGUACAUUGGAGGACUUGAUAAAAAUUGGGUUGGUCGAGUAUCUCCACACCCGUGUUCUUACGGGAGCCCCUCCAACCGACGAUGAGUUGCUUGAAGAAGCACGGAAAAUCGUUAAGCAAGCGGAAGAGUUUACGACACAACCUGGCUGCCGUGAGGUGUCCUGGUUUCGUGAUCUAAUUAUGUAUUCACACCAUGGACCACGUAGCCCAACAAACACUGGAACGGAAAAGAUGUCAUGGGCCCGAAACCCACGAGCCACAGAAACGCUAGCGACAUACAACGAAUCUGAGAAACUCGCACUUUUUGGCUGUUCCAAAGAACGACAGCUGAAGGAUUUCGUCAUCGCAAAGCAGGCGUUGGGCCUUACUCCAAUACACUUCGAACUCCAAAACGAAGCAUGCCGUAUAUUAGAUGAGGCCGAAGUUACUUCAAACUACAAGUGCAAGAGUGCACUCUCCUGGUUCAAAUAUCUCGUCAACGCUUCUAAAGACUGGCUAGCCGACUUCAGAAAACGAGCUCAUCUACCUCGCAGCUCUGAGAUAUUCUCUGAACAAAUCCGAUCCACUGAUCCUACUUCAAUCGAUUAUUCAAUACACAAUGAGCAGCGAUUAGAGAAUGAGAUGAUUGAGUGGGUCAAGAUACAACGUCUUCAAGGAAUCACACCAACAGACGCUAAUAUCCAGCACCAUGCUCGAAUGAUUGUGUAUAAGAAUGAUGAUCCUUGGAAUCAGACUGUUAUGGAUAACAAUCCUAUGUUAUAUCUGUUUAAACGACAACAAGGUCUUGCCCCUGACGAAAGCAUCUGCCCAACUAUGCCGCCACUGCAGGAAUCGACAUUGCCCACUCAACUUUCCCCAAUAACUUCUCCCGCACCGAGAGUUCUUCAUUGGGAUUUGGAGGACAUCGGGAUCGUCGUGCCCAGAGUAAGCGCCUCACCAAACUACAACGGUAAUAAUGGACACCAGAAUGCCUGCCCUGCUACCGCAAUUGAAGCUCUUGAUCAACCACUGCAUACGAGGAUACAGAAUCAACCAUCGACAAAUACAAAUUCAACUCAGCCUCUUCGAUACUUUCUCAACGAUGCAAACUGUUAUGGUCGACUCGUCCGUGAGCUGUCACGUUUUGUCACCAGUUGUACCAGUGUAAACAAUCCUAAUAGAUAUGUUAGUUUCCUCUUCUUGAUCUAUAUGACAACGAUUUACUAACAACGCCAGAUUCCAACCGAUGCUGAAAUACAAAAACAAGCGCGCUGGACAGUUUAUGAUGAUGAUGACCCAUGGAAUCAAACCGCGGCCGAUAACGAGGAAUGGCUGGUCCGGUUCAAAAGAGAUGUUGGACUUGCGCCUCCUGAAGAAGGACCCGGAUUACCAGUCUCUUCCAAAUCGUGGGCCGUGGAUCUCGGAGGCUCAGGAUUCGAACCUCCCUACAUCUAUCCUGCCAAGCCAUGCACCAGCUUGUGUGAUGAAGUGAUGAUGUUUAGCCAUGCACGCCAAGUCGGCGAUGAAGAACCCAUAAAAGACAAGGUUUACAAGAUCAAACCGGCUACUGCCCAGAAAUUCGUCAGCAGCAUCGGGACUCGAUAUCCAGCCCCUCCUACCGUCUUCUGCUCAAGAAAAUUGGAGGGAGGCUUGAACGAGUUCUUGACCGGUCAAAUUGCUUUAGGGAUAUUCCCUUCGGACGAGGACCUGAAAGCGAAGGCUCGCGAGAUCCUGGGAGUCCAACAGACGGCUGCGGAUGAUGUCCAUCUUCUCGAGAAGUUCAAGGCUAUUCAUGCGAUGAAUACGAAUCCACAGUCUGUUACUCAUGCUGGGUCAUCAUUCAGUAAUGAGGCGGAGUUACUUGCGGGCUUGGAUAACGAACUUGCCAUGUCGGGUGGCGCGCAGGAGUUGUCGAAUAUGGCUAUGGAUUUCGACAUGACAUCUCCUGGGUUCUCUUAGUAGUGGUACUACUGCUAAUUCUCUGAGACGGGAUUGGAGUGAGGGAUUUGCCGGAGCUAGCGGAUUUGGUGGUCAAGUGUUACGAAGAUGGAGUCCUCAAAAGUUUUUGUUUUCUAAGCGAGAAGCUUUUCACGAUUCUGGCAUGAAGUUACGAUUCACAUGAGCGGUUAGUUUAUGCGAAAACAUGAUAUUUAG